Candoia aspera is the source of this 1507-nucleotide messenger RNA. It is a transcript of the gene CRADD, whose product is annotated as CASP2 and RIPK1 domain containing adaptor with death domain. Gene Ontology annotation, biological process: positive regulation of apoptotic signaling pathway; cellular response to mechanical stimulus. Gene Ontology annotation, molecular function: protease binding; death domain binding. Bases 127 to 726 code for a protein of 199 amino acids. Lineage: Eukaryota; Metazoa; Chordata; Lepidosauria; Squamata; Candoiidae. Gene Ontology annotation, cellular component: cytoplasm. The record is from RefSeq and is a predicted model, not a curated record. The transcript has 3 exons.
CGCCUGUAAGACAUGUGGGAAGGGAGCAGUUCCGGUUUCGCGAUUUUCUCUCUUGGAAAAAUGGUGCGGGGGGAGCAAUUCAGAAUUACGCUUGGAGUUAAUAAAUAACAUUUUCGCUUCAUUUUGAUGGAUGCCAGAGACAAGCAGGUUCUGCGCUCUUUGCGCCUGGAGCUAUGUGCAGAACUGCUGGUUGAGGGCCUUGUCAUUCAAUAUCUUUAUCAAGAAGAAAUUCUAACAGAUAACCACAUGCAAGAAAUAAGGGCCCAAGUUACUAACCAAAGGAAAACUCUGAUGCUUCUUGACAUCCUUCCAACAAGAGGACCUAAGGCAUUUGAGGCAUUUCUAGAAUCCUUACAAGAGUUUCCAUGGGUGAGAGAAAAACUUGAGUCAAAGCGCAAUGAAGUUGUGCUAAUGACUCCUGCAGAUGAUCAGCUAUUCAGAUUUCCACAACAGAUUUUGAAGAAACCUCCAACCGAUCAACAGAUCAACAAACUUGCUCAGAGACUUGGACCUGAAUGGGAGUACAUUAUAUUGUCUCUUGGCUUGACCCAAAAUGACAUUUACCGUUGUAAAGCCGACCACCCAUACAAUAUACAAUCACAGAUUGUAAGUGCCUUCAUUUUAUGGCGGCAGCGUUUGGGGAAUAAAGCUACCCUGGAGAGUCUGUGUACUGGUUUGAAAUUUGGAGAAAUAGAUUCUUCAGUAAUGCAGCAGUUGUUUCAGUGAAGGUUGAAACAGCAUCAGAGCUGGAUUGGAUCAAGUCAGAAGUUAUGGAAAGCCCACAUCCUGGUCAUGACUUCGGUAACUGCCUGGUAUUCUCCCUCACAUUCCCUACCAGUUGGCCUCAACAUGCUAAUAUUGAUUCCUGCAGCAAGUAUAUUGCCAUCAUGAUGAGUAGCCAUUGGUAGCCUUUUCCCAUAUGGAGUCUCCUAAUCUCAUGCCUUCACAUGGCAAAGCCACUUUUGAGAUAAGAUACUGUCAAAAAGAUUUUGGUUUUUCAUGAGAUCCUGUUGUGUGGAUGAGAAAUUAGUGUUGAAAACUGCACCAAUGCUGUGCAAGCCUUCUGCAAUACCAAAGCACUCUUCUCUUGGCCUUAAUUACCUUUAUUAAUAGCAGUAAGCUGAUCCAGUAGCACAAUCAGAAGGAAAGGGCUGUCAUCACUGAAUACCUACAAAGGAUAACAGUCUUAUAUUAGACAUGCAAGGAAGCAGAGCAAGCACCUGGAAUUACUACUUUGUGUUAUGCACCCAACCAGUUGGUGGCUGUGCUUUUUUAUGUUAAUGUCUAGGAGAGUUAUAAUGUGCUGUCUAUUUUUAAAGAGUGCAUAUUGUGAAUUCUUACAAUCAUAAAAAAUAGAAGAGUCAAAAAUAAACUGUGUUUUGUUAUAUGAGUUCUGACUAAUCAUUGCAAAAGUUACUUAAGUCAUGGACUGAAUUUGAUCUUGAUGGACUGUGCUGGCUGUACUCUGCAUUCUGUACUUUGUCUAUAAGAACUAAUAAUACUAAUA